UUACAAAAUAUCUUCUCUUACAGCAUGGGCACUCCAACCCCCCAGGGAACCAGCUUCUCAAUAUGAACCAUUACGCCACCAAGAAGAGUGUGGCGGAGAGCAUGCUGGAUGUGGCACUCUUUAUGUCCAAUGCCACGAGGCUGAAAGUGGUGCUGGAGCAGGGGCCGUCCUCGCAGUACUACACCACCCUCAUCACCCUCAUCAGUGUCUCUCUGCUCCUGCAAAUAGUCAUUGGCAUUCUUCUUGUGGUCAUUGCCAGGCUGAACCUGAAUGAGGUAGAAAACCAGUGGCGUCUAAACCAGCUCAACAAUGCUGCCACCAUGUUGGUCUUCAUCACUGUGGUCGUCAACAUUUUCAUCACUGCUUUUGGGGCACACAAGACAGGCUCAAUGGCUGCCAGGACCUCCAGCAAUCCUGUUUAAUCCCUACCUAGAUCCCAGGUGA
Messenger RNA from Phodopus roborovskii (desert hamster), 444 nucleotides. It is a transcript of the gene Ninj2, whose product is annotated as ninjurin 2. The coding region runs from base 63 to 422 and encodes 119 amino acids. Lineage: Eukaryota; Metazoa; Chordata; Mammalia; Rodentia; Cricetidae. Gene Ontology annotation, biological process: cell adhesion; tissue regeneration. The record is from RefSeq and is a predicted model, not a curated record. Gene Ontology annotation, cellular component: membrane. The transcript is spliced from 2 exons.